Messenger RNA from Symbiodinium necroappetens, 2431 nucleotides. The record is from the annotation of a GenBank genome assembly. NCBI's taxonomy places the organism in Eukaryota, Dinophyceae, Suessiales, Symbiodiniaceae.
GUGUUCUGUGACAUCCGCUGAGGACGUGGUCUCCUGGUUGGAUGAGGAUGUGAUCGACUACUACCAGUCACAUGCCACCUCCCCCGAAGGACAACAUCUACGACAGGGCUGGGACGGCUCUCCUGAGGAGCUGCCCGGGAUCUAUCGGCAGCAGGCCUUCUUGACGGCUGCCUACGUCUACGGCGAUGCGGAGGUCGAGGAAGGUGUCUGCGUGACGCCCAUUGCCCCGAAAGCCUCUUCGUCUUCGACUACUUCCUUCACUACCAGCCACCACAAGGCUCAGUUGUCAGAGUCGCUAGCAUCGUUGCUUCUCAAGCGAAAGGACUUCGACCACGACACUUGCCUCCAGCUGCUUCAGGUGGUCAACUUUCAAGGCGUGAGCCGAGACUGUCUGUCCUACAGCUACCCUGGAGCCGGCUCGUUGACCAUGGGCUACUACAGUCAUGGCCGGCAGCAUGGACUUACGAAGGCCACGGAGAGGCAUCGCCUUCUGACAAAGUACCUCAAUGCCUACUUGAGGUGCCACGGCCUUCGAGGGAAGACAAGCAGCAUUUUCGUGGGCCGAAAUAUCCGGAGUCGGUACCACAAAGAUGUUCACAACUCCAAGGAGUCGGUGAACUGGAGCAUCGCUCUGGGAGAGCACGUUGGCGGCCGUUUGUGGGUCGAGGCCGACUAUGACGCAGCCAACCCCCAGGACUACGUGAAGCGCUCCAUCAAGGGCAAAAGGGUGUCCGGCAAGUAUGUCGACAACUACAGGAAGUUGGUCGCCUUUAACCCGGAUGCCUACCAUGGUACUGAGGAGUACGUGGGCGACCGGUAUGUCAUCACUGCCUACAGUACCAGACUGGCCGACGAGGCUCCGCCCGAUGCCGUGAAGGUGCUGACCAACCUGGGCUUCAAGCCCAAGAAUAAGCAGGUCGCCUUCGUGACCACUUCGCAGCCUUCGGAGCCUCCGCAGAACGAGAAGGUCCUCUCACCACUUUGGGAGGUGUUUCCUACGAAGGAGCAGACCGCUGCAGGCCAGGAAGCGGAGAAGGUCAUAGCCAUGGAAUCUUCUUCGGACGAGGACGGCUGCGACGGUAGCACCGGCUAUGGCGCUCGGCGAGCAGCCCAGCAGGCCAGGAAAAAGGAAGUCCAUUGGCAAUCUAUGACCGAGGAUGAGGUCGGCCCCUUCAUCGAGGCAUUGCGCAAGGAGUGGAGCGAAUGGCAAAAGUGGGCAAGCUGUUCUCCUGUUUACCUUCAAGAAGGCUCGGUGGCGAGGGUCGUGGUGGCGGGGUUCCGUGACCCGCAUUUGCCAUUGCUGACCAGGGAUGCGCCGGUGUUGGCACGCACAUCCUUACAUCUGAUCUUGCAGUGGUCAGUAACGUUCCGAGCCAAACUCUGGAAUGCGGAUGCGAAGUCGGCAUUUCUACAGGGAGAUCCUGAUUCAGAACGUCCGGAGCCCAUCUUCAUGAAACCUCCUCAAGAUCCCUUGGCUCAGGAGGCAGUUCCGGAAUGGAAGGCCAAGACCUUGCUGUAUCGCUUGUCGGCCCCGGUAUAUGGGCAAUCGAAUGCCCCGAGACAAUGGUACAACCAUUUCUCGCGAGUUCUACGGGACUUGCAGUGGGAAUCCCACAGCCUCGAUCCGUGCCUUUUCCUGUUCCGCACGGACAACAAGGUCGUAGCCAUACUGGGCCUGCACGUCGACGACCUGUUGAGUUGUGCCCUUCCAGGCUACGAAGAGGUCCUGAACAAGGUUGAGGCCCGAUUUACCUGGGGUUCGCCGUGGACCAGCGAGGACUUCACCUUCGUCGGUCGACGCAUCAAACAGUGGCCAGACGGCUCCAUCACGGUCGACCAGGCGUCCUACGUCGAGGAGGUCCCCUCCACCAAGGUGAAAUUGGACGACGCCGAGUUCCUCAGCAAGUACCCCGAGCUGGUCACGGAGUUUAGGUCCGGCAUCGGAUCGUUGCAGUGGCUGGCCUCUACGACAAGAGGCGACAUUGCCAGCGACGUGAGCCUGAUACAGAGGCCUCCGUCACAACUUACGGUGGCGGAUCUCAAGGAGGUGAAUGCGGUGCUGAGGUAUGUCCGCGCGACGGCCGGGGCGUCGAUCAAGAUCACGCCGAUCGCGGUGGAGGAGCUCAUCUUCAUCGCCUACGGUGACUCUGGCUUCGCCAAUGCUCCGGGCAGCAAGUCACAGGGCGGUUUAGUGAUAACCGCCACGGACAAGCAGGCCAAGGUCCAGGAGCGCCCAGCGUCCUUGCUGGAGUGGAAAAGCUAUCGCCACCAGCGAAUCUUGCGAAGCACCCUGGCGGCCGAAGCGGCAGCUCUUGAUCGAACACAUGAUCAUGCACAUUUUCUUGCGAUGACUUUCAGUGAAAUGUGCGAUGCCGCCUUCAUUUCGACCCUCAACGACCGGCCGCUCUUCGAGGUGAUCCCGGUGACGGAC